Messenger RNA from Gasterosteus aculeatus aculeatus (three-spined stickleback), 1271 nucleotides. The record is from RefSeq and is a predicted model, not a curated record. NCBI's taxonomy places the organism in Eukaryota, Metazoa, Chordata, Actinopteri, Perciformes, Gasterosteidae.
GGGUGGGAGCAGUACUGUCCCAACGCUCUGCGGUCGACAAUAAGGUUCAUCCAUGUGCGUUCUUUUCCAGGAAAUUGUCGCCCGCAGAGAGAAACUAUGAUGUGGGCAACCGAGAACUACUAGCAAUCAAGCUGGCCCUAGAGGAGUGGAGGCACUGGCUCGAGGGGACAGAACAUCCGUUUUUGGUCUGGACCGACCACAGGAACCUGGAGUACAUCAGAUCAGCUAAGCGACUCAACUCCCGACAAGCCAGGUGGGCCUUAUUCUUCACCCGUUUCAACUUCUCUCUUUCUUACCGUCCAGGAUCUAAGAACACAAAGCCGGAUGCCCUUUCAAGACUAUUCGACCCGGACGCUCCAUUGGCUGCACCGUCCACCAUCUUGCCCCCUUUUUGCACAGUUGGGGCAGUGACAUGGGGAGUCGAGGAAGAGGUUAAGGGAGCUCUCAAGAGGGUAAGAGUCCCCAAGGGUUGCCCACCUAACCGCCUAUUUGUUCCCAAGUCCCUGCGGUCCCGGGUCAUUCACUGGGGACAUACCUCUCAACUUACCUGCCACCCGGGCAGCGGCCGAACCCUGAGCUUUCUUCAACAACGGUUCUGGUGGCCUGCCAUGAUGAAGGAGGUGAGGGAGUAUGUUGCUGCAUGCCCUGUCUGCUCCCAGAGCAAACCCUCACGUCGUCCACCAGCUGGCUUACUCCGGCCUCUCCCCACCCCCCGGCGGCCAUGGUCCCACAUCUCCAUUGAUUUCGUCUCUGGUCUCCCAGCCUCUGAAGGUUUUUCGCCCUUCCAGUGCGUGUAUGGCUAUCAGCCCCCACUCUUCCCCAACCUGGAGGGGGAGGUUUCGGUUCCCUCGGCCCAUGCCCUUGUCCGCAGAUGCCACCUCACCUGGAAAAGAGCGAGGUGCGCCCUACUUCGCGCAUCGGCGCAGUACCAGAGGCGGGCAAACCAGCAUCGGAGUCCUGCUCCCCGUUACCGAACUGGACAAAGGGUCUGGCUGUCUACAAAGGACUUACCUCUUCGGGUGGAGUCCCGCAAGUUGGCCCAGAAGUUCAUUGGCCCUUAUCCAAUAAUCAAGGCGAUCAACCCGGCAGCCGUCCGUCUUCGCCUCCCCAGAACCAUGAGAAUUCACCCCACGUUCCAUGUUUCCCGUGUCAAGCCAGUCAAGGAGAGCCCACUGGUCCCAUCCUCCAGACCCCCUCCGCCCCCCCGACUCGUCGACGGGGGCCCCGUGUAUACCCGUGAAGCGACUGUUGGCAGUCCGACGGCGGGGUAG